This is a messenger RNA of Xyrichtys novacula (pearly razorfish), 44313 nucleotides long. Lineage: Eukaryota; Metazoa; Chordata; Actinopteri; Labriformes; Labridae. The record is from the annotation of a GenBank genome assembly.
UAACUGCUGUGUUUCUGUGUGGGGCGGACAGCUCAGCCAGCAUCGUCGCGCCUACCUUGCAGCUCCAGUAAUGGACUGACUUUCUAGCCUCCACCGAGAUCGCUGACAAAUCCUCCGUUUUGUCACCUUUGCGCCAGAGAUAUACCUUCAGAGCCUGAAUCGAGUCUGGGAUGGUUUUAAUUUGAAGUUGAUUAACCGUGUGCCUGAGAGACAACACCAAUUUUGUGCUUUUUUUUCCACUCGCGAGACUUAUUUACAGCCGCUGGACGAAACGGGAUUCAACUUAAACGAACCCGCAGACAUUUUGUUAUUUCUGAGAUUUAGACCAUUUUUUUCCUGCCUCUUUACUUUUCACCAGUGUGGGCGCAGCUGGGGUGAAGAAAGCGAGCUGAAACCCUUUUUGAAGGACUAACACAAGACGAGAGGAGAAAACCUUCGACCACCUUCUCUCUACUCGCUCUCCAUCUCACCGCGCGGGUGUUUCAGAACGUUAUUAAUUUACAUGCGUUGAGCUCGCGCCGCUCCCGCUCGUGCGUUAAAGCGGAAAGCUUGCAGCAGCAGCAGCGAUGGAUCAUUUUGACUGACAGCUUUUGAAGAAUUAGCUAGCUUAGCCAGUGAGGAACUAGCACUGAAUGUUGGUUUCCUGCUGCCCACAGACACAGUAAAGAAAGACAGGGUCAGGACAGGUACGGCUGAAUGUUCGUCUAUCAACCAGACAAGACACCGACUUCUUUUGGUUCCCUCGCAAAACAGCCGCUAAGUGCUUUAUACUCAUAAAACAGGGUUAAUUUUUUUAGGAGGGCUCACUAGUAGCCACCGUUAGCUCGGCAUCCUGCUAACGCUGGACAGCUCCUGUUAAAGGCUGGGCUAGCUUUGGACAAAGGACCAACGCAAAAGAAGGAAAAAAAAUAUAAACACAGGACACUCAGUUGGUCGUGUUUGUGGAGAACAGCACCAAACAAGGAACUGACAUGAUGUUUCCACAAUCCAGACACUCAGUAAGUGCGCUACCAUUUCACAUUUGUUUGAAAUAUAUCAUAUGCACCCGCUCUGGAGUGCGCACCAAGUGAUUUUUACCAUGCAUGGAGAAGAAAUAGGCAAGUAACUUGUUUUUAACUGCGUGUUUGAUUAAACAGAGACAACAUUAGAAACGGGGGAUUUCACUGCUGUGCCUUCAAGUUCUCCUAAAUGUUGGUUUAUGGAUAGAUUUAGUGGAAUUAAAAUACCAAAAGAGGAAAAAAAAACUAAUUUUGGUUGAAAGCUGUUAAACUUUUGUACAUAAUAAGUAAUUAUUUUCGUCAAGAAACUCAAAUUAAUGUCAUAUUUCACAACCAUGUGAUUUUUAUGUCCAAUCUCGAUGCACUGUUUUCUCCAAAACGCAUUUGGAUGGAGGCUAAUUUUUCCAAAAUGUAAGCUGCUGCCCUGUUAUAACAAAGGAUAGGUGGUGUCAUUAUUUUCAUAGUAUGGAGGCUCAACCAAUCAAAAUUCACUGUAAACUAUAAUGUGAGGGUGGGUGUGUUUUAUGACUGGAAAAAAGCACACAUAUCCUCUGUUCCCCCUAAAUCUCAAGUUUCCAUGGUAACAGAAACUCAGUCCAGGGCAUGCAUUCAUCAGUAAUGAGUGCUGUAAGCCUAUUGGUCAAACACUUGUGUUAAGUGACUGGUAGAAAUGUGUUUCUGAACACUUGAGGAAUAAUGUCAAUGCUGUCAAACAGGGGUUUCAGUCUGUUUCUGGUAAUGUCCUGCACUCAAAUAAAUACCAUCCUUAUCUCCUAUCUGUGGUUCAGUAAGAAACCUGCAUUAACCCAAAUCUUGGGCCAAGCUGUAUUUUAAAUGUAGGUAUUUAUGAUACAUGUGCAGGUAAACAUGACAUCAAAGAAACUGUUAUGAUCCCAGUGCCUGCCCUCUGUUUCUCUCUGGCCACGUCUUUGUCAUAUUUUUUUUUUACCACUGAAAGGGAGAGAGUUGUGCGUUUAAGCCAGAACCUGAAUGUGUUUUUUUGUGUGAUAUGAAUGCUUUGCCCUUUGGCAGUCAGUCUGUGUGGAAGUCUGAUUGCGCUGUGCUGUGAUGCUGCCUCCACUGAUGGGAGCCAGCUGAUGUAUGUUAGCAGACAAGGGAGCAGGAUGAGAGAAAUCGUGAACCUCUGGUCGCAGCCUGGCUUGUCAGAUGAGUGAAAUCCUGUAAGGAGAUGUCUUACUGAGGUCAGCCUCAGUGUACCGAGACUGCGGAUCAGAAAAGAUUUUUUAAAAGACAACUUUGAGCUACAAAUGAAAAAAAAAACUAUUUCAUCUUUGUUUUUCUUUUCUGUUGAUGUGUCCUUAAUCAAAUGUCUGCUACUGUUUUAGCUGAGCUUAAGGCCUUAUGUUGAAAGGAAAGAAAACAUCAAGAUACCAUCUUUUAAACUAAUUUAAAUAACGAUCUAGCAUUCAUCAUUUUCCAUCAGCAUUUGUAUGGUUUAACGUUGGUCUUUAGCUCUGAGAUGUGGUCCAUUAGAGUUGACUUUGCCUGAAGUAAAUGUCCUUUUGUCACAUUAGAAGAGUUCCUUGAUACCAGUGUUGAAACUUAAUCUUAUUUUCAUUUUAAAAUAAAAAAAGAGACAGCUGUUUGUUUUGAUGUUCAUAGAAAAUUUUGCUCAAACUCAUUUUGAAAAAUAAUUUGCACCACAUUAACUGUGCAGCCCUUUUUGAAACCACCCUCCUUCCUCUGGGUGAACUGGGAAGCAGCCCCCAGCUGAUGGGGUGAGAACUCAGUCACCUUUUCCAAGGUGAGAGCAUCUGGGCCACUCUGCUCCUUCCUGGCUGGCUGGCUGCCUGCAUGCCUGCCUGAUAGGAGGUUAUUUUUCUAAUCCAGUUCAGUACCCUUAUGCUUCUUGAUUGGAGUAUUAAGACCGAGGAUUAAAAAUGGGGUAUGGGAAUUUAGCAUGUCUCUUCACCUGCGUUACAGCUGCUUUAGUCUUUACAGCAGUCUUGGCAAGCACUCCAACCCCCCACAAAUACACCUGUGCUCUGACCUCCAGCCCCCUACGGUGGCAUUAAACAUAAGCACACACACACACGCACACUCACACAUCCUCUUUUCAAAUCAUCUUUCCUCUCAGUCUCUGCUGCUGCUGCUGUCAUAGGGACCUGGGGAUGGAGAGAACGUGUGACACCCGUAUAGAUAUAAGUGUCAAAGAUAAGGAGCAGGAAGAUGAGAGACUAACAGCAGCACUGCUGUGUAAUGACAGAUGAUGAAUCCCACAGACUGACUCAGUUACUACUGAAACUGCCUCCCUCUUAUUUCUCUUUGUUCACUCUGUGGUGACUUCAACUUGAAUAAUUUACACUGGCGUUUGAUUGUAACAGAAGUAUCAUAUUUCCAUAGUGGGCAGCCAUGAUUAGGGAUCCUCUUUUGUGUAAUGUGUCUAAUUUAAAACUGCAUCAGGCUCAGAGGAAGCUGUACUUGUGUUGAUGUUGGAUGUGUGGUUUUCUCGGAAGAUAAUCAUUAUGAGUCUCAGGUGCAUCCUGGGAGCUGUUGCUUUGUGUAAACUGCAUUAAACAGUUUAAUAUGAAUUAGGGCCAGACCGAUAUAGAUUUUUUGGGGCUGAUACUGAUACCAAUUAUAAGGGGGGAAAAAAUCUGAUUAAUCAGCCCAAUUUAAAAAAAAUUAUGAAGUUAUAAAAUAUAUAUAUGUACACUGUAGGUUACUGCUCUUCACGCCGAUGGAAAGACCAACUGAUCACCCCCCCCGCCGCCGCCGCUGCCACCACUGAUCGGGGCCUCCGCGUCGUAGCUCACAUUACUCAUUUCCGGUCCGGUCUCAUCUGGAGACAUGCAGCUGCCUCAGUAAGAGAAGUAGCUUGAUCACGUAAUGUGUACUGUUGUUUAUUCUACCGUUACUGGUGCGGCUAACAGUGUAGCAAGGCUAAUAGCAGAUGGCUAACUCUAACUUUAGCUUGCAUAUUACAUGGUGCUUCACUGUUAACUCAACGCGACCAAGACCAGCACAGCGGGGAACAACGUGAAGUGGGUUGAACUGAAGCUUGUUGACUUGUUGUGUAUUUCACAAACUGGUUUAUUUACCAUUGAAGCGGACCACUCUCCUCAGUGCGUCCCUGAGCUGCCUACUCCAGAUUCGUCACUCUGCUGUGCUGUGAGGUAGUUAGUGGAUGAAGAUUGUCAUGAGGUCGCUGCGCCAUCUACAGGAUAAGUCGGGGAACUUUUCAAAUGGCGGAACAUUUUCAAAGUGAAACCGAGUUUUGGCUGAUUGCCGAUUAGUCUCAAACGGGCUAAAAUUGGCCUAUUUAAUCGCCUCGCCGAUAAAUCGGUCUGGCCCUAAUAUGAAUACACAGUAAUAAUAUUAUUCCUGUUAAAAACUUAGCAAGAAGUGAGAAUUACAAGACAACUCACAAUAUGGUACGAUGCCAUACGAUAUGAUACAACACAACAGGAUAUGAUACAAUUUGACACAAUUGUUUGCGAUACUGGUACAAUAUCCGCAAGAAGUGCAAUAUAAUCAAAUAGUGAAACAUCAAGCACAACUGAAGAAAGCUCAUAAAAGGUAAAGUGCAGGAUGGAUGUCAUUAGCUGAAAGGAGUCAUGACAUAGUGGUGCGGUGAGUUCAAUCUAUCAAGAGAGACGUUUUUUUUACCAAAUUUCAAAGCCAAGGAUACAGCAGUUGGAUUGCACAAGUUGGGACGACUUUAAAUUGGUGAAAUGAUAUCUUGUCCCAUCCCUACGCUUGGUCGGGUAGUGUUCUCCAUCUCCAACUCACUGGUGUUAAAUUCAUGUUAGUAUUUAAUGUCAUUCCAGGUGCAUAUUGCAUGUUCAGGGUUUAUAAAUAAUAUAAUUUUUUUUCGUGGCUCAUUUAAAAACUGAAAACAAAAAUGCCAUGCUGUUUUUGUAUCUGUUUUGUUAUCACAUAGAGAUCCCAAAAGAGCAUUGUUUCACAGAGAUUUUAAGUCAGUAAGCACAUUUUAAUCCACCGUCACAGGUUAUGGGCACAGUUCAUUGGUCUUAGCUGCGAAAGCCUUAUUUGAUAGUGGCACAGUGCCUGACCCAGUUGAUAGCAUUUGCCAUAUUGUUUGGGUGUUGAUUAAUCCUAAUGCAGCUUCAACAAAGCUGGAUGUGGUGUGAAAGUGGAGCAACAGAAAGGCACGGUGCCAAGAGAGAAGAGCAAGUAUGGAGGCAAAAUCUCACAAGUCCCCCGAGAGCCCAACGCUCAACUGUAGAGAUGGCCACAGGUUGCACACACACACACACACGCACAGACAGACACACACAGACAGACACACUCCCUCCUCCUCCUCCUUCUGCUUGUCUCCCUUUAUCAUGCGUUUCCUCUCAGAUCUGAUGUAGUGGUGGGAGGGUCAGGGGCAGAGGGUGCACAGGCAUUAUUAAGCCCACUUGAAUUAACAGGACAGCCCCUAGCCUUUCCUCUAAAGCCUCCAGCUGGGGGGAGCUUAAUCCCCAUGGUCCCCUGUCUCGCCCAUUAAACAAACUCCCCCCACCCCUGCUUCAUUGCUCUGUUGCGCACACACUUGCACGUGUUUGUGUGGCUGUGUGUGGGCGCACACACACACAAACACACAAACGUAUGAGAGUGCGAGCGUACAGCAGCAUGGAACACACUGACAUACACUUUAGCCUUAUUCUCUGCUGGUAAUUAUCACUCCAGUUCAAGAAAUAGAGGGAUUUUUUUCUCUUUCACCCAUGCAGCAUUAACAACAGGUGCACACACACACACGUGCGCACACACAUACACACACAGACAUUACCAGCCUCAAGGGUCUUACCUGCUUUUUGUAUCCGGGGAACAAAUUGAAUGCAGGGCUUGACACAUGCAGGGCAGCAGAUGUCUGGGUCCUUGAGGUUAGGCCAUCUGAUUAGCAUGACAAACAAAGCCAUGCAGUCCCCCCCCCCAAAACACCCUCACCCUGCAGGAGGCCCUGCUUUUGAGUGGCUGAGUCGAGGCCAUGGGUCACAGGUGAUGUUGAUUUUUGUGAAGGGCCACAGUAGAUGUCUGUCAAAAUGCUUUGGUUGACUCAAAAGAGGGGGGAGUAAACCAGUACAACCCAUCUCUCUCUUCGAACACACACAUUGACCUCGGCUCAAGCAGAGAAUGGGAGUACUCUUGCAUGCUGACUUGUACCCCCCUUUGUGCUCCCUCGUAAGCACACUUUCUGCUACACUUUUUAUUGUGACUGGGGCAGACAGCAGAAAACACUCAAUAAAGAAAUAAAUAAAUCCAGUACAUGUACCCAGCUGGACUAAAGCCAGAAGCUGUUUGGAUUAAAGCCUGCAUUCUUAACCCCAAAAUCUUAUAAGCCAAUUUAAAUUUUAAUGCAAUUUCUAGAGUAUUUGUGGAAAACAAUAGAAACACAUCUUUUUUAUUCUGCAAAGUGUGCAGGUUAUCAUGUGAGAAAGGUGGACAUUCACAUCAGCUGACUGUGUAUCACAUUGUUCUUGGGAAAAAUAGAUGUUUUAUUGUUCCACCAAAUUUACUGUGGUAGUUUUUCACAUGCUACCUCUGAGUAUAGAAAACACUUAAAUCUUGAUGCAUCUCUCAAUCUACUUCUCUGAUUGUAGUUAAGCUGUACAAACAUCAGUGAGUGGAUCUUAUUAACUCAAUGUCUCCUCUGCAGAGCAGAUUAUAUAUACAUGUUGAAGAGUCAUACAUCAUAAAACACUUGAAAUUAUCUGUUAAAUCUUUUUCCAUCAGAGUUUUAACAUUUUUACUGUACCAGCAUGUUGACAUGUCCACCUUAGCCAAGAGGCCUUUUGCAUAUGCUUUCAGACAAAGACCCCAAGAUCAGUUCAGUUUUAUCCAGACUACAAAAAACAUAAAUUUAGUUUUACUGGUGUCACCUGUUAGUUCCUUCAGAGGUUCUCUGAAGCCUGAUUAUGGCGGUCUUUAUUUUUGAAAUCCUUAUUCAUCCUGACCAAAACAGGCGUGAAGCUAAGGCGAGCUUUUGAAUGAUUCAACCUCUGGACCAUGUUGAUGAGUGAAGAAACAAGCUACUGAGACUGAACUAUUUUUGGACCAGAGGUUAAACAUUAAUUUAUUUCUGGCAGUUCAACAGGACUCCGCGUCUUAAGUCACGUUACUCAUUUCCGGUCCGGUCUCAUCUGGAGACAUGCAGCUGCCUCAGUUAGAGAAGUAGCUCAGUCACGUAAUGUGUACUGUUGUUUAUUCUACCAUUACUGGCACGGCUAACAGUGUAGCAAGGCUAAUAGCAGAUGGCUAACUCUAACUGUAGCUUGCAUAUUACAUGGUGCUUCACUGUUAACUCAGCGUGACCGAGACCAGCACAGCGGGGAACAUCGUGAAGUGGGUUGAACUGAAGCUUGUUGACUUAUUGUGUAUUUAACAAGCUGGUUUAUUUACCAUUGAAGCAGACCAUUCUCCUCUGUGUGUCCCUGAGCUGCCUACUCCAGAUUUGUCACUCUGCUGUGCUGUGAGGUAGUUAGUGGAUGAAGAUUGUCAUGAGGUCGCUGCGCCAUCUACAGGAUAAGUUGGGAAACUUUUCAAAUGGCGGAACAUUUUCAAAGUGAAACCGAGUCUUAUUCUCUGCAUUUUAUUUCUGAAAAUAUCGGCAAUCGAGUUUUGGCCGAUUACCAAUUAAUUUCAAACAGGCUGAAAUUGGCCGAUUUAAUCGUCUCACCAAUAAAUUGGUCGGGCCCUAGUGUACAGUAUCUAAUAUAGACAGAAACUAAAUAACUGAAACUGGAAACAUGAAUUGCAUUGAUGGCAAUAUUUUUCUAUUUUCCUUUGUGUCUGGAUAUAUUAUGAUCAGUCAUUUGGACUGUCAACAUUAUUUUGGUGGUGGUGUUUUAGCUCAAUGAGACAGCAGCUUUGUAAAGCUCUGCGGGAUGACUGUCAACUAUUUCUUAGAUGUAGACAGCUGUAAACAAAGAGUUUGGGAUUUAGUGAAAGAUUUCACACCCAUUACUUCAAAUCAGAUCCAAAUCAAACUGACCCUGAGCUUAAUUUGAGAGUUGUUUGUCCAGAAUUUAUCAUAUAUAAUCCAUAGAGUUUCGAAGAAAAUAUCUGUAUUUGGUGCCUGCGGUGAUAUUUUGAAGUGUAGUUACAUGAGUUUGUAUUCGGCUAAAGCAAACAACCCUUACCCAGACACACACAAACUGUCUACACCAUCCCUCUGGAGCUCACUCGGUACAGCAGAGCAGCCUCUGGCUUGAUGGAAACACUGACUGAGUCGACAGAAAACAUGUUACCGCUCUAUGAAUGAUGCAGUGCCCUGCUGGGCCAAUCAGUUACAGAACUUCAGCUGCACGGUAAUUUAUUGUAGAGAUUCUGUUUGGCUUCUCUGGAAAUGUAGAAAGCAAGUUUAAAAACAAACUUGGAGCAGCGGUGACUGAUUCAUUAGGUACAGACAUGAGAAGAAGAGGACAGCUUGUUUUGUGGUUAAUCACAGUUUGGCUAUUUGCAGUUAUUUAAAAGUUUCAAUUUUACACAAAAAUGACAUCAUGGGGUUGAUUUCGAUGAGAUUUUUGUGUGAAAUUGACACUGAAUUUAUCAUUUCCUCCUUGACUGUGUUGGCCGCUUUGUAUCACAUAAACUGCUGCGGCAAAUCCGUCACAGACAAUGUGAAACAAAACAGAUGUCAACCAAGUUGGUUUAGUUUGGCUAUAGACUGACUGCACAAAUUAGUGAAUUCCCUGAUGUAAAUAUCAAUUCCUCAGCAGCCCUUGUUGACAUGCAUGUGCUAAAUAGCUCCAUGUAUGUCAGUUUCUGUGUAUGUUGGGGGGCUUUGUGCCCUCACUCAAGGGUGUUGUGGCUUAAAAGAAGGAAGUAAAAUGGUAAUGGAGUGUGUAUUUAGAUGCUUAUUUUCACAUGGAGUUGCUAGCUCAUAGGAUGGUGUAUGUGUGUGUUUGUGUGGGAGUUUAGGUGGGGGAUGUGUGGAGUAGAGAGGCUGCAUCAGUAUUCAGCAGUGGCUCCCUACAAGGAGUGUGUGGGAGGUGGGAAAGAGGGAGGGUGGCGACGGCGGGCAGGGUAGCCUUUCCUCAGAGCAGAACGGUGCGAUGGGUUGGAACAAAGCUGCUCGACGGGGGGCUGCUUGAUUGGCCCAGCCCGGCCCAGACCCCCAUAGACCUGCCAAUACGCAAUGCUUUGCACAAGCUCAGACAAGAGAAUUAGCUGCUCUGUUUGUGCGCCUAAGAGCAGAAAAAGCUCAGACUGGAACAGUAUGUCGCCUCAUGUCCACCAAAUUCUCAUUCAGACGGCAUGAGGAUUCACAGCACGGCAAUGAAAACCUCCCUCCCUCGGUCUGUUUGUGCGGGAGGUGGGAGUCCAUGAGGACAAAAGUGCACCAUGAGACAGGACUGGUCUCUCUUGUGUUGUAUUCAGAAUACUUGUUGGCAGGUAUUGUCAGCACCCUGCUGAGAGGUCAGCACCCUGCUAGUCCUGAGUGCAGCCAGACCAACCCUCAUUAUACACGCUUGAUAUUUACAACAGCACACAGUUGAUUUUUUUCACUCUGGCUAAUGAUAUUUUUUUUUAACUUGGGUGUAUGAAUUGUGUCAGAAAACAUACUUUUAUGAAUCAGGAAGCAGUUUCACACCUCUAUUUCACCUUUGCUGCUGGCUCUGACUAUCACACUGUCCAUUUUAUAUUGUGAAGAGGGUAUGAUAUGAGCACAACAGUCCAGCCUUGAACAAGCAAUAUAAAAGACACUCAUGGUCUCAUAGGUUUUGAUAAGUGAGUAAAUGAAAAGCAAAUAAAAGAUUGAAAUUUUUCAUUCAUGCUCAGAGAUACCAGAAAAAUGCAGUUGCCUUUAUGCAGCUUAUGAUUUGCGUUUGCAGCAAAAGAUUAUUUGGACUUUUCUUUGUUCAUUGAGGGUCUUUGUUUGUACAAAAACAGCUGAAUAAGUUUAGUGAAGUAUUAAUAUCAUCAUGAGAAAGAAAAAGAGAAAAAGGACCGCUUUCUGGCCCUCUGCAUUUUUGGUUUGUGGCUCUGAGAUUGUUAGUUUGGGCAAGUUUGGGAGUUUAAAUUCUGUCCCACCUUCUCACAAGGUAUGUGGUUGUAGGGCUGAGCGAUAAAUGGAAAAUGUACCAAUAACGAAAUUAACGACAAUUACCAACGUCAUUUUGCCCAUGUCAAUAUAUUUGGUGUCAAAUAAAUAAUAAAUAAAAGUUGGUUUUGGAUGUGUGUAGGUAAGCUAUGGUCUCAUGUCCCUUUAAGACACUGUCCUACAUCGGAGACAUGACUCUACCCCAUCCAGUCCGUAGCAAAGAGGAAAACACAGGUGAGGAUUGAAGUUGUAGUGGCUGGAGCAGAGGCUGAAGUAGAUGAAGCUAAUGUGGGAGGGGGUGAGCAGCUUGAGGAGUAGUUAUUGAGGUGAACUGCGCAAUAUGUCAUGAUAUUGAUUUGAGGCCAUAUCGCCCAGCCCUAUUUGGUUGUAAUAGUCUUUACAUUCAAUAUUAGGUGGUUUUUACAGAAUUGAAGAGCACAGAUUUUUUUAAUACAGCCCAAAUGCGGCCCACGCCUUGCAGAAAUUUUAUUACACUAAGAUACCUGAAGGUUGGAUUGGGAUUCAUUAACAGGUCCUCAAAAUUAAAAGGCUUGGAUUGUAGUCAUGGGACAAAAAAAAAGCUUCACCGUUUUAAAACUUUGAACGUGUGCACAGAUUAAAUCUUAAGUGCUGGCCCUUCCAUCAAGCAGAUGAAACUCAAGUUCCCUGGUGUAAGCCUCAUGCCUGCACUCAGGCUUUCUGCUUUCAUUGUCCACUUAUUUGUUGCAAACUUUGGGACUAAUCUUCCUUUCCAGCCUCCCUGUCUCCCCUCCUUCUCUGGCUGUUGUAAGUAAUAACCUUGGUUUUACAAGCAGGCAUCAAUCAUCCACACAACUCUACUGGGUGUAAUCUUAAAGCCCCCUUUCUGCGAGGUUGGCUUUAAUCUUAGCCAUGGUCUCCAAACCCACAGCCCUGUCGGCCUCACCACUUUCCCUGCUCUUGACAAAUUGCCCAUUUCCCUUGGCUUUGCAAUCUCGGCACUAUUUUGCUGUGUAUGUGCAAACGUGUGUGUUGAGUUAUAGUGUGCCUCUCCCCCUUGUUUCUGCUGUGUUUAAGUACAUGCCCGUGUGUGUGUGUGUGUGUGUGUUUGUGGUUGAAGUCUGCUACCUUUAGUGCGUGUGUGUCUGCAGGGCACAGCGCCUUAAGUGUUGUGUUUGUGUGUGCUUGUAUCACGCGCUUGGCUGGCACUGCACAGAGGGGUCAAGAUAGUUCUGUAGAGCAGGGAGGGAGGCCGAGCAAUGCCAAGCCUAUGUUAGCAAGGGCACUUCACUCGAAGUGAUAAAAGUAGAAUAAUCCCCUUUAAAGCGUCUUAACGAGGUCAAAUCUGUUGGGCUGCAAGGGGGGAGGCGUGUGUGUGUGUUUAUGUGUGUGUGUUGUGGGGAUAACGCUGCAGAAAUGGGGGUAAGCCUUGGCUUGGUUCGUGAGAGAUAAUAAUCAAAAUCAAAUUCCUGGCCCAAACAGGAUUAGGCUCUCCCUGUGCUCUAAAGCCCCUGUCCAGAGUGGCUGAAGACACAAUCCUAUUCCUCAGCCUCUUACACACACAAACACCGAACAUGCACACGCACACACACACACACACACACACACACACACACAGAAGGCAACAGCAAGGUUCACUUGGCCCUGACAGAGUUGGCUGGGUUGAACUUGGACCCCAGCCAGUUCGCCCUGUGCCUCUCAGAUCACUGGGCACAUACGCUUCAGUCCAAACACUAAUCUGGGAUAUUUAGAUGGAAUUGUUUGGUUGGAGCUAUUCUUAGAUGGAGGAUGUGAUCUUGUUUGGUGCUGGUGUAUUAGCAAAAGGCUUAAGCACUCAACGUCUGGCUUGGCAAAUCAUGUCAUGAUGGAUUUUUGCUGAGAAGUUUGCCUACAUGUUAAACACAUCCAGCAGUGGUAGUACUCUCCAUCACACACGUACUGAGGCAUGAUUGUCCUCUUCAUAUGUGGAGUGCCUCAUUGAAAGACUUCUCUUUUGGAGGAUAUAGGUUUAUCUUUGGAGUGCUCACUACUACUCCCAUUUCACAGUUGUGUCUAAUUACUCCAAAUUAGGCAUGUGCCGAUAUGAAAAAUUUGUUAUCACGAUAUUGAUGGCCCAAAAUAUCGCAAUUCACGAUAUUAUCACAAUAUUAGCGCAUUGCUUUUAACGUUAUUAAAUACAGCAUGACACACACAAACAAUAUGAUCAAGAGGCAGCUAACACAAUGUUGGGAGCAUUAGCGUUUUGGAGCUAAAGUUAGCAGAAACAUCACUAACGUCAAUAAUAAGCAGUAGAGUAGACCAAACUUGUUGCGGUCAUGUUGUUUUUACCUUGAUUUAGGGGAACGAUGCUGGAGGUAGGCACGUAGGUUUGAAGUGUUAGACGACGGCGCUGCAACUUCCUUACGGCAUAACCUGCAGAUUGGUGUCAGGUUUACCUGCUCCAUCUGUUUUGUGAAGUCGUAAAACGUCCAUACUGCCGACGGAACCUUUUUAAUAGGAGGAUACAGCCGAGGCGUUUCAUAAUUCUCAGUCUCCGACUGUUCUCGGUCCGGCUGCAUCGUUACGUUGGUUGGAAGUUGGAACGUGUGCGUCAACUUUUUUUUUUUCUUCUUCAAACUGUUCCCGGUUCACAGAGUGGACAUGCUCCAACAGUGCUUUGGGUGGCCGCAAUGCAUUGUGGGUGGCCACGCAUUUUGUUGUAAAAUUUCUUCAUUUUCGCUUUUAAUGUUCCCGUUUUGUUAGGCUGGCAUUAAUGUACUUAAUUCGAGAGUUGCUACUUAAUAUGGCAUAUCGCGAUUAAAUCGUAUAUCGGCACAUCCCCAGUGCUCACUACUACUCCCAUUUCACAGUUGUGUCUAAUUACUCCAAAUGUAUCUCAGUAAUGAAUGACUGUUUUGUGUACCUGCGCUCAGCACUUUUCACAAAGCUGUUUUUAGACCACACACACCACUCUCACACCCAGGCUUUAAUGUAGCACCGCAAUUCCCAAUCUUGCCACCAAACUUGAAAGCUGAUUAUUAUUUUGCUCUCAGAAGAAAUACCCAAUUCCCCGCAAUUGUGUUAUCCUUGAAUAAUAAUGUGUGUACGUCAAUCCAUUCUGCACUUAAUCUGGGAAACGGAGAGUGUGUGAUGGGCAGCGGCGUUAGAUGGCUCAAAUGGCAUCCUGGGGACUAGUUGCUAUGGUGCAAACAGACAGGCUGGUGUUGUGAAAUAGGCCAACUGCUCAUCUCCUGCAUUCAUUUAAAAGUGGGAGUGAGAUAACAUCCAGUCAUUAGUGAACGAUUACAAUGCCAAGGCACCAUCCCUACCCCCAACACACACAUGCACACUAAUGUAUACCACACACAACACACUCUAACUAAGAUGUAAACAGUCAGGCAGUGCUCCAGGAAAUACAAUCCCCACACUGCUUCUCCCCUCAGGCAGGAUUUACUCCGAGGAGGAUGUUUUUCUGUGUAUCCUGCUGUUAUUUGUGUGUCUGUGUGUAUUGUAUUGUGCUUGUGUGUGUGCUCUGCUGCAUAUAUGUCCUGUAUUCAUGUGCUUUCUGUGUGUCUAAUCACUGUAGUGUGCUCUCUGUGUGUGUGAGGAGCCCCCCUGUAAUCUCCAUCCCUCCCUCUAUCCCCUUUGUCGGCUGAUCUAUGGAGCAGAAACAACCUGAGCCUGAUUCUUAUUUAAAACAGACAUUAUGGUUCACAGUAGAUUUCACAUGGAUUGGACCAGAUGAUGAGGCCAGGAAGGGUGUAUGCGUUUGUGUCUGUGUGUGUGUGUCUGUGUGUGUGUGUGUGUGUGUAGGGGGUGACGAUGAGUGGGCUUGAGGUUGGUUGGUUAGUGGGUGGGGGCGAUGGGGGAGGGGCAGCAAUUUCCUGAAACGAUGAAUCCCAUUUAUUCGCUGAAGACUGUCUCAAUUGCCUCACCAGCGCACAAAGCUUUUUAAUGCUUUAAUUACGUCUCAAAGGAGCAGGGCAGAAUCAAAUUAGAGAUUGUCCUACAUUUAGGUGCCGUGUGUGUGUCUGUGUGUGCGCUUGUGUGUGUACGUGCACUAUGCAAAUUUAGCAGGAGGGGGAGAGCGUGUGUGUGUGGGCUGUUGUAUCCUUCUGUAUGAUUCAUGGCAGUGAAUAUUUGUUCCUCUGGCAGCCAAGCAUCAUACAUUGAAGCUUAUCACACCCUACACACACACAGAUGUGCGCACACACACACACAUACACAUAAAAUAUUUCCUGCACACCUAUUCCACGUUAAAGGUUUUCUGCUUUGCUCUCACACACUUAUCUUUCUGCGUCACAUUCACACAAUCCAUGCAAUCCCUCUGUAAUACAAACAAAAGCACACACUCACACAUGCACACAAACAUUUUCCUGGCCACUCUCUCGCACAAACACAAUUUCACUCACAGCGUGUAGGUAGCUUUUUUGUCACAGCAGAUGGCAUGUGUCACAAUAUUACGGCAGUAUUUCAUUAACAUUAUGGGCAUCCAUCUGUUGUGGGCUCUCAGGCCCCCGUGCGGAACCUUGUUUUGGUCACUGACACAGAGAGAGACGAUCAACAUUGUUAGAUGUGUGUGUCGCACAAGGCUGGAAAAGGCCCGCAUGGUUUUGUUGUGGCAAAAUAUUAUCGGGGCAAUUAUGUGGGAACUAUGAUUAAAAUUCCUGCAUUUUACCCUAGUCUCAUCAAAUAUAACAGCUGAUUUUUUUACAAUAACUGUAAGACAGCUUCCUGUUUCAAGUUUUGCUCAAUUAAUUGGAAAAUUAGAAGAGAAGACAAAAUAUUCUGCUUAUUAUUAUCUUUCCUCCCCUGUGAAGUUCUUUUUUUUUUUUAAAUUAACCCUUAAACAACCCGACCAUGUUUCACAUUACCAUGUUCCUUCCCUGCCCUGCUUGGUGAGAUGCGUUAAAGUAAUGUUUUAUAAUAGACACGUGUCAGACAUGUUAAGUAGGAAGUGGAGUAUGCAGACAAACCUCAGAUGAUGAACAAAAAAAAGUGAUCCGAUAUAGCCAAGAGGAAGUGAACCCAGCAGUUGAACCCUGGAGCAGUUUGCUUGCUUUCACAGCAUAAUCAACCUGGCAACUGGAACAAGUAACUGCAUGAUUUAUCGCAGUUGAAGAAGGUGUCUCGAUACAAUAUUACAGCUCAUAGUUAGCAUAAUAAUGGUGAUCAUAGCGUAAGCUCACAUCUGUAGAAGGACUUGAGUUUGGGCCUUGACAACAUCUACUGUUGUCAUCUGCUGUAUAAGACAGUACACACAGUAUUCGUAGUAGUAGUUUAGUACCUAAACCGAAAUUUACGACAAUAACCAACGUCAUUUUGCCCAUGUCAUUAUAUUCAGUGGCAAAUAAAUAAAUGAAUAAAGUUGGUUUUGGAUGUGUGUAGGUAGGCUAUGGUCUCAUGUGCCUUAAAGACGCUGUCCUACGUCAGACAUGUGUCUCCACCCCAUACAGUCUGUAACAAAGAGAGAAAAACAGGUGAGGAAAUGGAGGUUAAAAAGUUGUAGUGGCUGAAGUAGACGAAGUUAAUGUGGGAGGGGGUGAGCAGCUUGUGGAGUAGUUAUCAUUCAUUUAUCAUUAUCGAGGUGAACUGAUCAAUAUAUCAUGAUAUUAAUUUGAUACCAUAUCGCCCAGCCCUAAUUCAUAGCCCUUCAGUACCUCUGAAUUGUAAUUCCUUUUUAGCUGUGCGCAGUUUUAUCCUAUGAACUCAAAGAGUGGUUUACCUGAUAUCGUCCACUCUUGUGAGUUGUAGGAGUCGGAGGAACAGAGUGAGCUCAGAGUGUACUCAUUAAUUUAGCUCAAAGUGUGUCAUCAUGGGAAAAAAAACAAACACACUCAUCCUCAACCUAGUUUCAGUGAGGUAGCUGACCUAAAGUGAUGUAAACGCAGGUGCCUGUCAUCCAUGUGUGCAUUUGUGUAUCAGCCUGUACCUGAGAAACUCUGACAUGCAGACAGCAGAGGAGCAGGAGGGAACGAAGACUCAAGUAAAAUGUGACAAAGUUUUUUCAGCCUAGCAAGUUUUAAUUAUGUCUUUUUUGUUACAAAUCUUCCAGCAUUCGGAGCUUGUCUUGUGUUUAUUUUAGACCCUUUAUUAUUCUAUACCUUUAUUCUUUUUUAUGUUAAUCUGUAAUGUGAAUCACGUUAUAGAAAAUGCCAUAAAAAUAAAUCUCAGCUGGUUUUCGACACUUUAGACAAAGUGCAGGAGAAAAUAAAUGAAAUGUGUGGUGUUUGUUUGCCUCACUCUACCAAAAAUGCACCAAACCAAGACUUUAUAUCCAACUAGAUUUUUCUCAUUCUCUCAUACUUUUACCCAUGAUGCAUUUUAUUGUUGGUUAACCUCCCUACUUAAGUUAGCAUCUUGCACUGGUGUUUGGAUGUAAAUGGUUAUCCAUUACCUGGAGUCUCUUGAAAUUGCCUUUAAUUUUCAUUCAAGACAAAUCUGAUUUUGAUAUUAUUUUAUAAAGAUAAACUUAGUUGCAAAUAAUCUCUCUGCCUUUCAACAGUUGUUGUAACUGUGCCCACUGCUGCUGACACAAUCAGCUCAAAGUCACCAGUUAUUGAGGUCACUUCACUUUGCAAAGUGCGAUCGGUAUGAUGGCGUUUGGUCACCCAGUCCAGUGGUCCAGUCCUCAAGGCCCACUGUCCUGCAUGUUUUGGAUGUUUCCCUGCUCCAGCACACCUGAUUCAAAUAAUCAGCUCGUUAUCAAGCCAUUACAGAGCUUGAUAACGAGCUGAUCAUUUGAAUCAGGUGUGUUGGAGCAGGGAAAAAUCCAAAACAUGCAGGACCCCAUGCAUCCUAGACAACUGUAAUGAUGUGAGGACAGGUCUGCUAUAGCAUGUGCUUGAGCUAGCUUUGUAUCAUUGUAUCAGUGCGAACAGCAUAAAACAAAAAUGGGAAAAUUUGACAAUGUUCGAUAGUUUUCAUCUAAAUUAAGACAAAGCAAUGAGCUGUAGAUAUGAAAAUACUGUUGGGAGACUGGAAAGAAAGCUAAACUGGCAACCUCUGGCCUUUGUUUUGAUGCUGUUCUUUUGCAGGUGUUCAAAUUACAAUGGCAAUAUUUUGUCUGUCUUUGCACUCCGAUGGCAUUUGUCUCCCCAGUUCUAUGUUUAGACCAUAGAAAAUGUCUCAUUUUCUUGUUGUCUCUUGUCUUGUCUCUGUCUUCCACUGCCUGACAUCCCUGUGGAAAAGGAUGUCCCACCUGGGGCUAUUGACUGACAGAAACUUUGGUAUUUUAAACGUUUGCAUACUGCGCUUCACAGUGAAGAAAUCAGAUCUAGGGCAGCAGCUAUACCCUCAGGCACAGUAGCUAACCUGUAGGCAGACACAAAAACACACGCACACACCAGCUGAGUGUUCAGAAACCAUGCCAGUUCAGGGAAACGUUAUUGCAGUGUGAGUUGCACGGCUGCCUGUAGCUAAGUGCCUCAUGUUGACACAGGCCGUGUGUGGCACAGACCCAUAUAGCCGAGCUGUUGUUUGCUGACUUCGGUCGGGGCCAUACUGGCUGGAGAGAUAAUGGAAAAGGUUAUUUUGCUUUACAGUCGGAGCCCCUGUCUCUGAGCAGCAGCUUGGUUCAUGUGCACGGAGGUUUCUGUGUGAGUUGAUAAUGUCAGCAGCUCUUCUCAUGACAUUUGAAAGUGUAACAGCUGAGGUCACUUUGCUCAGCCGUGUUUUGCAGGACUUUGUUUUUUUUUCUCUUUCCCUCUUAAUCUUUCUCAUGCUUCGCUAAUCCAGGAAUGCCAAUUAAUUUAUGCAUGGAAGUAAAAUGUUUUUAUUUAAUAACCCAAACUGAUAUGAUACAAAGAGUUUACACAUAGAUCCAAGUAAUGCCUACUGACCUGCCGAACAAAAAGUAAUUCACCUUUGGAAGCAAACAUGCCUGUUCCGAAAAACUAGAGCAAUCUUGUUUAGUUAUUCUCUGGUCGUGUUUCCGUGAAUGCGAAGCAGAUUGUUUGUAGUUAAAAGUAAAACUGAGCCUCGUACGUUGCGGGGCAGGCUACAAAGCGACAGGUCAUUCCGAACAGCAGUGAGCUAGCUUCCUGUAAGUGCUGCAAUCAGAUUUCUGAUGGUUUUUUACGCCUGCUCAAUCAUAGUGGGAAAAUGUCGAUCCCUCUUCCCACCUGACCCAUUAUGCAGCCUGCUGAGAAAUAAUGAGAUUUUGUCCCUAUUUGGGUUUGAUGCUUGCUGUGCUCUAACACACAACCAGGCCGUCUGCGGCUGCCUGGGGAAUGUAGUGUGGGCAGAAUUACAAUGAGGGCUAAUAGCAGCAUCCAGGCUGUUUGAGAGAACAAUGAUGUAGCUUCCUGUAUGAGGCCCAAACCAAGUCUUUAUGACUUCACAUGGGGGGAAUUUAGAGCUCUGAUUCAUCCAGAAUGCUUUCUAUUGAAGAUUCAUUUACAUGGCGAUUAAUAUGUCCUCUCAACAACAGUCCAAAUCUGACAACAAUAGUUUCCAUCAAAACUUCUCUUGAUGUGUUAUCUCAAUAUUGAGCAGAUUAUGACAUAUAGGUGUCUCUGACCUUCAUUUUGUUGAAUAGGCAUUAUUUUGAUUUACAAUAACGAUCUUCAUCUGCCUGGUUGAGCUGUAUAUUCUUCCCUUAUUUCUCUGGCAGGUGUAAAGCUUGCUGUGGUUGUCCUUGUUGGGAUGUGAUAACGCAUCUGCUUGUCGAAUUAUAAUAAACAGCUCUUCAGCAGCCCUUUAAAUAGCUGGAAAUUCAAUUUAGUUUCAAGUCAUGGGAUUACUGAGCGGUGAUAAAUCUAGUUGGAGGAACACAUUCUUGAAUCAGAGGCAAACAAAGACAGAACCUGCUGUACAGAAAGGACUAAUGAUUCGUUAAGAAAGAAAACAACAACGCAUCGAAAACUGAAAUAUAUUCAUUUCCAGUCUUCUCACUCACAAGCCUGUCGGGGACAAGAGUUUUUCUGACAACUUGCUACAAAGUUUUCCACAAUGGGAAAUUAUGAUUUAGAUUAACUGUAAUCUGAUUUGUCCCCCACUUUGUUUGUGCUCUAAAUCAAAUGUUACAUUCGCAUUUGUUUAGUUAGGUUCCUUGACUUUUGAUAUUUUUUUUCACAGAUUCUUUCACAAACAAACAGAUUAUUGUGUUAUUUGAUUGGUCUCAUUUACUUUUGGCAUAAUAUAAUGUAUGACUGUAACAAUUUAAAUGAAUACCUACCUAAGAUCUAGGGGUGUCCCGAUACAAGUUUUUUAUUUUACCUCAGAUACGAUAGCGAUAUUGUACCCUUUGAUAUUGUCCGAUACCGAUAUUGAUCCAAUAUUAGCACAAACUUGUGCAUGCCAAGUUUUUCACUCAGCUGCAACGUCUUUUUCAGACUUUAAUGAAAGAUAUAUCACUCUUACUCCUUGGUACUUUGGUAGUACCUUAGUACACACUGUUGUUGUGAUUACAUGGGCUCUACAUGCGGGUGCUGCUUGAUAGAGGUGCUGGAGCGGAGUCUGGAAUGGACUGCGUGUAUCGGAGUGCUGAUAUCGGAGAUUUUAGAUGCAGUAGGGGUGUACCGAUAUCAGUAUCGUAUCGGGACACCCCUACUAAGAUCCCUCACGUGAUUUCAUUAUGCGUUUGUCAUUGUUGUGCUAGCAAAGUUAUUCCAUCAGUGCUCAUUCACAGGUUAUUUUAGGUAACAGCAUACAUUAGUUUGUGGGGUUUUUUUUUUCUUUUCUUUUCUUUACCUGUUCACCGUUUAGUUAUCUGUAGGGGCGAACAGUGCACUGUACACUCACUUAAAGGGUUAACUUUCAUGAUUGCUUGGGCACGCAUCUGGGUUUUGUCCAUUAAAGGUUAAACCGGGUGUGUCCAAAACCACUUCUAGCUGAUUGAAACUGUCAGUUGGUUAGGUUUUGUGUGUAACCUGGGCUUCAUAACGAUUGAGAUAACACUAUAAUGCAUGUACCAGACUAAAAAAACUAGCAGACAAUGGGUAUCCAUCUCCCUGGUUAAUCUGUGCAUCUCCUUACAUACACACAUCUUUGUGCAUUUUGCGUCUCAUGUUUGGAAACACAGCUGACAAUUUCUUUGUGAUACGGUACCUGCAGGACUGCUUAACAGUGAAAACUGGCCUUAUUUCUUUCAGCCGCCCUCCUCCCUCUCUGUUUUGUCUUAUUUUGUCACUCUAAACUCGUUUCUUACAUUUUUCUUCUGGUGUUUUUCUCUUUGACAGGCUUCAUCGCAGCAGCUGAAAUUUACAACCUCUGACUCCUGCGACAGGAUCAAGGAUGAAUUCCAGUUCCUCCAAGCACAAUACCACAGGUGCGAUCCGAAACCCUCAACACGCACACAGACACAGAAAUGCAUACAAAUCCAAAUAAGACAGUUAAAUACCACAGGCUGAUUAGUUUAGCUCUUUGUAACAAAAGAGUAUUUCUCUAGGCUGUGAAGUUUGAAUAUUGUUUUGUAGCAGAUGAAAUGUUUACAAAAUACAAAACGUAGGAGCAACAUAUCGUCAAGAUCCUGUGAUAUUUAGUCAGAAAUGGCUUUUUUAAGACUGUAAAUCAUGUCGUCAAUCUCAGAAACAAACUCACAUUCAAUCAGCAGGUCUGUAAAUUACUAAUUUAUGCCCUAGAAGUACUCUAUUCAAAAAUGUUGACAUAGCAAUCAAACAAAGACCGUGAGUUUCUAAUAGAUAACACAAUUUUAGGACCUCUCAUUCACAAAUAAGAUAUAUAUCAGGUAAUUAUAAGUAAUAAAAUUAAGUAUUGCAGAGAAAUGAGCUUGAACUCCAGAAAACAUCCAGAGUCAACUGUUAUCAAAAGAGAAUAUCUGCUAUCAUGCCACUCUUCCUCAACUCUACCAUCACUCUGCAUGGUAAACAUUGUUUCCUCGCUCAUACCUAAAUCAAACUUGUUUACUCUGGAAUAUUGAUCUUCCUUCACCGCUGAAAUGCCGCCACAGUGCCAGAAGUCUGAGGCACUUCCAAAGUACACGGUUCGACCUGCACUGAUCUGUUUGAUAGCAGUUAUAAAGAGAGGGGACGCCACGGGGUCUGCAUCUCAGAGCGAGAUCCUCUCUUUGUAAAAGUGGAGUCUUUGAAGCCUGCCUUCCUUCCUGAGGAGGUCGGUUUGUUCCUCUGUACCUGUUCUCCCACAAUCUUCCAGAGGCUUGCCUCUGCUGGUAACAGAGUCAGGUGAAGGCAGAUGAAAGCCUGGCAAAAUGUGUGCAAAUUCCCCGCUCUGGUCUGAUCUCUCUUGUUUGCGAAAGAAUCUAAAGCAGCCAUAACACCUCAUGCGUCUUCUCCCUCUCCUUUGGUUUUUGUAAUUCCCACAACGGUGAGCAGCAUCGUUUAACCCUCUUCAGAGAGCCAGGGCACAGUUGAAAGAAUACCUUUUUAGUCUGAACGUACAGAACAUGCAUACAGUGUCUAUUGACUCAAGAGGGGGGCUGGGAUGGGGCGGUGGGCUCGGGAUCCACAGACGAGGCUUUGUAGCUCUUUGCCGCUGUGCCGUACUUGUCUGUUGCCGAAGCCUUUAAAAGGCAAAUGCACCGCAGGCACUCCCCUGGGUAUAGUAGCAAGCAUUGUAGCUGUCGCUGUCUUCCUCUUCCCGCCUCCCUCCUCCCCUUUUCCCACCUCUUCUCCCCUCCCCUCGCUCACAUGCAUAAAUAGAUCAGGGAAUACAUAAAUCAAAAUAAAGAUGACAGCAGGAGCGAUUUAGAGACGGAAGAAUCGGCAAUAAAACUCCAUCAAAGUGUCGUUUGAGAGCAGCGGUGCAUGCCCGGGGGCUGCUGAGCACCAAUCAGAGGAGGCAACAAGCCAAUCCCAGGUAGGCUGGCAGCAGGGAGGCCUGUCGUCAUGACAACCCAUCACACUACCUACGCAUGUACAAAAGGAUAGCAGGAAGGGUUUUAUGUUGGAAGGAAGGGGAGUGUUUUGGGUAAGUGGUGGCUGCUCAUACACAAAUAGGAUUGAAGCAGAAUAUACCCUGCCCAUCAACCCCCACAAAGACGCCUCUCCCAUCCUCUGCGACUGCUUAGCAGGUUUGAAAUCUGUUGCAUGCCAAGGUAUUCGCAACCAAGACCAUUCCAUGCGAUGGUCUAUCAGUGGAUUUAUUUGAUGGGGGGGGUGUCCCCCAAGUCUGAGUCGCCUGCAGGUUUUCAUAGAGUUCUGGCUGCGUCUGUCCACCAUUCCUUCUUGAUUUCAUUAAAAAAUGACUCACCUGAGGGUGUAGAUAAGAAGCAAAAUAAAACCGCAAGGGUUGCCAAAUGUUGAGUUUUCGUUUGUUUCGAUAUGUUGAUUUCCUCUGGAAUAAUCUCUUGCCUAUGAAGUUUUCUCCUUGCUCUUAAGGCAGUUGCUUGGAUAGCCUCCACGACACACGUCAGUGAGAUAGAGAAAAUAUUCACAAAACUUCACAUGGUUUUAGACCCACAUCAUGUCUCAUGGAAGCACAGUUCAGGAUCACCACCAUAAUUGGAUCUUGACAUCAAUGAUAUCACCAGCUUGUGUCAACAUAUUUCUUCGGUUACUGCUCAGGGAACAGUUACAACAUGCUCUGAGAUUUCUGAUCAACUUCUUUCCUCUUUUUUAUCAGACAUCAAGCCACUGCCUGUUGUUGUCAUUUUCACAAAGAAUGAAAAAUCACUGUGAACAGGGAGCUUAUUAUAGGCUAUGAGCUUUCACACCUCAAGAGAGGUUCUUGGUACUGCUGCCUGCAUCAAAUAAUGAGUGUUUUUGGUGGUCAGAACAUUUCUGUGUGCUCCUUUACUCUCACCCUGAUGUGCCUUCUUGUAUUUUUUCAUUGGAAAUUUUCAUAUUCAUACUGAUAACACCAGUUUAUACUUGUCAAUUAAGCCAAACUAGACUAAUAAAUUACCUACACUUUUAGAUUUACUAAAAUGCAAAUGCGAGCUGAAUGACCAUUAUUUAUCUGUCUUUAAAACUCAGGAAAAAACUCAAAGUAUUUACGGUGUCCUCUGCUGCUUAGAAGCACUUCAUCUUCGAGUUAAUUUAUGCCAAAAAGUAAUAUCCUAACCUGAUAAUCAGCAUCAGCAUUUCUCCCUCAACAACUACUUCCCACAAUAACAUAUUUGAAGAUCCACAAUUUUCUGAAGGUAACACUGCUAAACUUGCUGGAAGCAGUUACGCCUCGAUGCACAUGCCCUUUAAGGUUUAUAUCCUGUUUUUUAUGUUUUAAAAGAGGCUGAAAUUAAUAAUAAUGUCUCUGUAUGGCCUUUAAAAGAGAACAAGACCGUCAGUAUGUAAAGAUUGACUAUUUCCGUUUAUUUCUUUAAAUGCCUUUAUCUGCUGCUAUGUGGAAGGUGUCAGACAGAGCAACGUGUAACACUGUAUUGCAGAAAAAGCCACAAUAUUGUAGGCCAAAGGUUUAUAGCUAGAAAGAGAAGUUUGAAAGUUAAAAGAAAAGUUGGAAGAGAUUUUUCUUUGGGAAAAUUAACUUAUGCAUGUUCAGGACAAGAACGGUUUCCAGAUGAGAGGAACCACUUUGUCCAGAGAGGGAGCCAAAAUCAACACAAACUGUUCCAUACAGCGCUCCUAGUUACCUGGCAAAGUGUAGUUACAUGCAAAGGUAGAUCAUUUUAUAACAAAAGUUUAAAUGUUUGUCAUUAAAAACCCUCCUAACACUGCAGCUGCUGUCAUCAUUGUAGAAGCACAUGACUGCCUGUUUACUGACAUUAUUGUCCUGGGUUCAGUCUGCCAGUUUAGACUAACAGAGAUGAGGAUUCAGCCAGCACACACACCGUAAUGAAGCUGUCAUUCCUAAAGACAGCCAACAGAGAACAUCCCAGCAUAAAUAUACACACACCAUCAAACAGGUUUCAGACUUAUCCUGAAUCUGUAACUAUCCUCUGUGUGCCUGCGCAUAUCUUUAUUUGAUCUGAGCCUUAUCCAGUCCUGACAUCGGAUGAUGCCUCCUGAAACGACACCAUGUAACUGGCUGUUUCAGUCAAAGGCACGAGGGGGGAGGUUCUUUUUUCUUUUUUUUUUUUUACUCUCUGUCUUUUCAAUUUGACUAUCAGAGUGACUUGUUGACACAUCCUCCUUUGUCCUGUCACCUCAUGUUACGUCAACACUGACAUGAUUUUGGCUAAUAGCUGUCACACGGACGGCUCACAGGAAAAGCUCAAAUGCUAAAUUUAGACUUCUGACUGCGCCGCCUCUUCCCUGAUUUAGAAGGCAGACAUUUUGGCACAUAUCUGGAGUUCCAGAUAACUUUGACCUCUUCCUGUCAAAUCGGCACCUUGUUAAAUACAAACGAACAAAAGGUGAGCAUGAUAGCUGCAGCAGUGAUGAUGAUGAUGAUGAUGAUGAAGAUAAUAAUGGUAGCAGGGGGGAUGACAGUAGAAAUGGUGCAGAUGAUGAUGAUGAUGAUGAUGAUGAUGAUGGUAAAGGUGGAGGCACUCAUGAGGGCUGAAGUGCUGGUGAAAGUGAUGACAGUGCCGUUGAUGAAAGUGAAGGUAAUGAUGAUGAAGGAGGGGAACAAGUCACAUGGUGUCAGCACUUUAGAAGGAGGACUGUCAGGCCGACUAACAAGAUCUGACUCACUUCUCUUCUUCUUCUUCUUCUUCUUCUUCUUCUCUCCCUUUCUCUCUCGCUCUCCCUCUCUCCUCACAGUUUGAAGCUGGAGUGUGACAAGUUGGCCAGUGAGAAGUCAGAGAUGCAGCGCCAUUAUAUCAUGGUGAGUGAAGUGAUGUGUGCUUGAGUGUUUUUUGUUUUCUUCUUGUACAAUUUGUACAGAAAACUGCAACCACCUACAUCGAAAGUACAUUUACUGUUGUUUGUGUUUAUUCUGUUGAAAGUUCCUCUUUUGUGAUCUUGUUCUCCAUCCACUCUCUCCCUCCUUAGUCUCUGUUUUGGUUCUCAUUUUAGAAUUUAAAGGUAAUUCUAGUGUACUACAUCUCUUCUUUUUCGAAGCUUGGCCAUCUGUUCAGUGAACUCAAAAACCUUGCGCACAACAAAAAAGUGCUGAGAUAUAAAAUAUCCAAGAUCGCUACUCAACAUCGGACCAUCUGGGUAGGAAACACAAGCUGUUCAUCAGUAAUAGUUGUCAAAAGAAAACAAAAGUGUUAGCAAAUUGGGAUGACAAUCUUGAAAUUGAAUCUUCACUUGAGGAUGAUUCAUGAUGAAUCAGUAGAAAACACUCUUUACAGACUCUAGUUUCAGUGGGCUGAAUUAUGACCCUGUCAGUCAGGGUUUUGUCUGAUGAAAUGUUUUCAAACACAAGUAACUAGCCUUCUCGCUGUCUGAACAAUUUAAACAAAACAAAAAAAACUUGUGAGAGUAUGAAGACUUUUGUAUGAAAAAAAUUAAAACCGCUGUGUUUUCAGUCAGUGUGCCCCACUCCAGGAAACAGCAUCAGCCCCUGAUUUUUCAAGUGACCUUAUCAAACAUGUUCAUGAGGGAAAAGAGCUGGGUUCAGCCUUAGCGACCGUGUGAGAACCAGGGGAAGCUCAGAGAAGAGUCGCUACUCCUUUGAGUUGAAAGGAGCUAAUUCAGGCAUCUCAUUAGGAAGCCUCCUUGGCACCUCCCUCUGGAGCUAUUCCUGUGGCUUCCAGCUUAGAGUAGACCCCAAGGUAGAUCAGGAGAUCUCUGGAGGGAUUGUAUAUCCUGUCUGGCCUGGGAGCACCUCUGAACCCUCAGGGAGGAGCUGGGAAACAUUACUUGGGAGGGGGAUGUCUAGGUCAACUGUUGUUGUGUCUCAACCCCAAGUAAGAGGAAAUUUACAGCAGGAGAAAUGGAUCAAACUGACAAAUGACGAUGCCCAUGUAGAGCCCAGACAGGUCCUAUUAAAUUUAUGACAAAGGCUCAAAGUCCACCUGUGAAGAAAGAGGCUUGAUUAAAAGGAUGAACAAACAAAGCUUGGGGUUUUAUCGCUGAAGCAUCAUUGGUCAUCUUUUCAUUUUAUACUGAUAGUAAAAGUCACAUGUUAAUGUAACUGUGAUCAAAAUAUGCAAAUAUAUGAAUUAAGACCUUUAUCUGUUGGACCAACACAGAAGGGAUAAACUAGAGAGUAAUUAAACAAGAUAAAAAAGAAAUAAGCAUUUUAAAUAUGGGACUGUUUAAUAACAGCUGAAGGUGGUCAUAACAACUGUUACAUGAAACCACCCACCCACCAAUUGGAAGCUGUAAAACCAUGAUUAAAGCUACUUGAAUUGCCCUUUUUUAUCCGUGCAUUUCUAUAGGGAAAACUUUAUUUAUGUGUGUUUCUCCUUUCAGCACAACCCCCUUCAUUUCCUCUCUUUCCAACCCAUCUCUCUCCGUCUUUCCACACAUGCACACUCACUCACUCACACACACGCCCGCUCUCUGCUCCACCUCAGGGCUAAUCUCAUUGUUGCUGGCCGUGGCUGUGUAGCCGUCUGAUGUUUUGCCUCUAAUUGAUCCUCUGACUGGCUUUAAUCUCAUCUAAUCUGUGCCGCCACACUGCUCUCUCCACCAUCAGCCAGCAGGCAGGCACACCGCACACACAAGCGCACACUCGCAAGCACACUUCCUCUCUGUUUAUUUCAGGCCGGCAUGAGCGCCUACAGUUGCACACAUGCCCCCAAAGCCUCAGACACUGUGGCUGGAAGCAGCUGCAUGAUCACAUAAACACACCUUCUGACAAAAAAAGGAAAUAGAUAUUGGAAAGAAAGACUGCACCUGUCUUUGAAAUCCAGAAAUGUUUAUGAUGAGGUGUUUUAACGGUAUCUUGCUGCUCACAUAUGCUAUUAUAAGCAUUUUCUUCUUUCAUGCACUCAUGUAUUUAAUACCUUGAAUUAUAACCCUAUAGGUGAAUCGAGCCUCUACAAGCUUGCUUUCUCCUUCUUCUUCUUCUUCUUCUUAGAUGUAGAUCAGGAUGUGUGAUUUAAUCAUCACAUUGAUGAAGAGUUUUGAUUCUUUGGUAUUUGUUGUCCAUUACAUUGUUGGUUUAUAUGUCUAAUUAAAAUACCAGAAAACAAAAAACACAAAGUCAAGUUCAUGCAAAGGACAGUCUUUCUAAAGUUAAAUCAGAAAUGCCCUUAGAGCGGCUAAAAAUGCUACAAACCAUAUUUAUGAGUAUGUCAGUCAAUUCUGCAACCCUGAUAGCAUAAUUCACCAGCACAUGAAAUUCAUCCUUUUAUUUCUCAAAAAUAUUAAAAACUAGUUUCAGGUUAACUAUAAUUUGAGAGUAGUGAACAAAAGAAGUAGUGUGUUAGAUAAAAAGUGUUAACAUUAGUAUAAUAGCUCAAUGUCAGCUGUCAUGGACAUCAAGAGUUGCAGCUAUUAAAGCCGCUCCUCUAGUUAAAUAUUCCAGUGUUGAGAUUUUAUUUAGCUAAUACUUUUUUCAAAAGAGACGCACAUCUGAGAACAUCUAAGUACAAUACAUGCAGAGAUCUAGGUAGACAGAGGCAAACAACGUGAGCAAGCGCAACAAACUGCUUCAAGUCAAAUCACACAUAGUGCUGCCAUGCAGUGCCAUAGACAUCGCACAGUCUCUUUUCCUUUAUUUUCAAUUUCUUAUGGUAUUAUACCAUCAUAACAAGUCUCUCAAAUGUACAGAGGGACUGUGCAGAUCAAACGUGGCUGGAAAACUCUCUCUUCUGCUGGGUCUUCAGCUUUUUCUUGAAUGCAGGAAAGGACUCUGUGGAGAAGAUGGAGUCAGAGGUCGGGCAAAAGUGUCUGCUAAAUGAAAUUAUAACAUAGGAGUCAGCACAGCUGCUCAACUAGGGCAUGAAGUGUUAAAUUUUCUCACAGUUAGUUGCUCUCUGACAAUGCUACAUAUGUUUAGAGUGUGUACCUAAGAGGGAAUAAUUAGUGCUGCUCUGGUCUGGAAACUAUAUGCAGUUUUACAUGCUAAUUCUCAACCAAAAUCAAAGUAGAGGAAUCUGCUAGAGCACAGCAUGUCAAUAAAUAAUAAAGCUGGCAAUGCAUUUCUGAAUAACGGUGGCAUAAUACAUUUUUUAAGUGGUGGUCCAAAUCACAAUUCCUUGAUGCAUGCACUGAAACCUAGAGUUUCUUAGUUUUUGGUUGAAUAAUAAACAGACUCUUAACUAAGCAUCAAACCUUGAUAUUUCCACCUCAUGAAAACAGAUUUUUAUCCAUUAAAUCCUCAAAUUUUCCCAAAUCUUUGAAUAAAAGUGAACCGUGGUUACAGUGUAGUGUAUGACUUAGUUUUACACAUGCACACGCUCGCAUACACACAGCCCAAUCCCCCAUACCCCUCCUACACACAAACACACGAAUACCCACAGAAAUACUGUCCACCCAUACUGUUCAUGCACAAGCUUUCAAAUGCACCUCCACUAUCACUGGCAGGCCCAGCCUUGUAUCCCCCCACUCACACACAGGCAUAAGUACACGUACACACACAAACCCACACAAACAAACACACUCGCACACAGACACACAUAAUCACACACUUCUCUAAUAGCAUAUCAGGUUGCCCCACUCCCCUGGCCAGCGGCGGCACCUCCAUUUCCCCAGUGCUGUAAUUACUUUAGGGAGCUUCCGCAGCUACAGAAAAGAGGUUUGUGUGUCUGUGUGCGCUUCUGUGUGUGCGUCUGCGCGUCUGGUUGUGCACACGCAUUCACUUCCAAGGCAGUGUGGGCUUCAACAGGCAACAGCAAUGAUGCGUCCGUGCAAGCGAAACAAAGCAAAAGACUAAAAUGUGUGUGUGUGUGUGAGUCAGUGUGUGAUUGUGUCUGUGUGCAGUUCUGCGUGAGGGAACUGUGUUGUUUGUUUUCCAGUGACAGAGCCAGUCCCCUGCAGACAGAGUGGGUGAUUAACAGGGUUGACGCCUAGAGGGUGGCCCUCUCAUUAACACUGAACACACACGCAAACACACACACACACACACACACACACACACACACACACACACACACACACACACACACACACACACACACACACACACACUCACUCACUCACUCACAGCGGUGACUCUUACACGACUGUCUCUCCUUGUGUCUCUGUCUCUUUUCCUCUUUUUAACCAUGUGUUUUCUCUUUGUGUGUGCGUGCAGGUGUGUUUGUAAAAAAAAAAAAAAAACAUGGUCAAUCAAAAUUUAACAUCAUGGGUGUCAGUAAAAUAUCAGUGGUGUGUCAUGUAGGGGUGAAUGUUCUUUAAACAAGGGUUUUAUGCCGUAGAUGUUUGUGUUCCAGAGCACCAAAACACUGUAUUUUACUCCAGAUCUAAUGAGGAGCUUUGGGAAAUAUGUUUUUUUUAUCUGAGAUAUCAUAAUGUGUUUUUAAGAAUAAUAAUUAAGAUACACAUUUGUCAUAGUAAUUAACAGCAAGCACAGUGCAAUUACCGAAUCAUUCGUAUCCAAGUGUGCUCACACACUCUCAGUGUUGUAUCAUUAAAUGUUAGGAUGGAACUGGUUUUCAAUAUUUUUCUCUCUCUUUUUUCAUCCCCCCCUCUCUCUCUUCCUUUGCAGUACUAUGAGAUGUCCUACGGGCUCAAUAUUGAGAUGCACAAACAGGUGAGUUAACCUCUGUUGUUGAAAAUAAAACUUCUCUUAUCCAACCUCUGUUGGCCUGAGGUGACAUCAGUUUGUUAUGCUGGAUCAGAAAAGUUGGUAAAUGCAGUUGGUCUGUUGUUGUAAUAUCAGACAGUUAUGUGCAUGCAUAGUUAAAAGUAGCAAGUUUGAAUCAGUAUAUAAUUACUUGGAUAUGAAAAUUAUUUCCUUUUUUAUCUACAUCCAAGCAGCACCAUAUUUCUUACCCUUCCAACGUGGCCAUUGUCUUGCACCGCUGUGUUUUCACAUGAACUGGACAAACUAGUAACAAACACAUUAUUGUAUCUGGCAAGUUGCUGCGAAAAAAUGCACCAGUUGGAAGAUAAAGAUGAGAGCUGUUGUCGUCGUUGUUGUUGUUGUGCCAAAAGAGAUUUUAGUAAUGGACAUUUUUGAUAGUAGAAAUGGAGGGCCACACUUUCCAUGAAUCACAGGGGCUUCAUGCCCUGGAGGGCGACCAUCACUUUACCGACAGGUUCUGUUAAGUGUUUAUUUAAUCAGCCAUCUCCAGGUUUUCAGAUUUCUCUGUCAGGGCCCACAGUUUUCGAGUCUUAAGCCCCUCUCGCCUCUUUUCUGUUGAUGCGGUCUUCCUCUUCCUCAUUUUCCUUACUUAAAAACAAACCAACAUUUACCAGACGUGUGUCUGUCUGUCGGAGGAUUGUCAUGAUUACACUUAGUCGCCUUGGGUCUUUGAGUAAAGCUGUGUGAAGUAUUGACUGGUCGGUGUCAAGUAUUAAAGAUAGCAGAGUAAUAAUCCUGAAUAAAACACCACAACUAAUUCGUUGAAAUCUUUCAGCAGUAAUCUGAAGGAGAUAGUGAGCUGUUUUAAUACUCUUUGUGGUUCAAUAAAAGCUUAAGGUCUACCCGUCCUUCAUCACAGUCCCUCAUCACUCUUGGUCGUUGUUCGUGCCGACGAUUCACUGAGGGCUCGUCUCAUGGCCAUUAAAACCUUGGAGGUGUUCCAGCCGUCAGUCAACCAUCAUCAUGUAUGCAUAAAAAAAAUUAAAAAAAAGAAUUUCCCGGCUGAACCUUGAGCAUUCAAAGCGACUCCUCAAACUUUGUUACUCUGUUGAUACAGACACAGCUGUGCAUUCCCAACCCCCCCUCCGCCGCUGUACACCUGCAGCUCACUGAUUGGCAGGUGUGAAUUGCAGAGAUAAUCUCUCAUCACUUUGGGAGUGUUGAGAGACAUUUGAAUGAUGCCACCUGAGGCUGUGUUCAAAAUUCAGGCAUAGAUUCAUGCCUUUUAUUUUUUUUCUGCUGUUGUAAUAUGGGUUUGAGCUCACUCUAUGAGCCGUUCAUCAUUGACAUUGCAACAUGUAGGCAUAGUAACAGUGCCAGACGUGUGAUCCAGAGCAUGUCAAUUUGACUCUCAUGCUCUAGCUUUAUUUUGAUGGAUUCUCAAGGAUCUCAUACAGGUGCACGAUCCAUGUGAGUGCAUGUAUUUCCUGUUAUCAGCAGGCUUGGUUCUGAAUGUGGAUCCAUAUAGGGCUGAGCGAUAAACUGCAAAUUUACCGACACCGAAAUUUACAACAAUAACCGACGUCAUUUUGCCCAUGUCAAUAUUUUUGGUGUCAAAAGAUAAAUGAAUAAAUAAAAGUUGGUUUUGGAUGUGUGUAGGUAGGCUAUGGUCUCAUGUCCCUUUAAGACGCCGCACCUUCGCCUAAUCCAGUCUGUAACAAAGAGGGAAAUACAGGUGAGGAGAUGGCUUGACUUACUUGACUUAUUCCUGUAGGCUCCUAAGUGGAGCAUAGGGCCGCAACCACACCUCACCAUCGGACUCUGUUUUGGGCAGUUUUCUUCAGCUGGGCCCACAAUAGUCCGGUUGUUUUUGCCUCACUCUCCACUGGUCUUCUUCCAGGUCUGUUUUGGUCUCCCCACUUUCCUUUUGCCCUGCAGAUUCCAUUCCAGGGCUUGCCUAGUGAUGUUAUCCGUAGGUUUUCGGAGAGUGUGUCCAAUCCACCCCCACUUCCUCCUCUUCACAUCAUGGCUGAUGGGGCUCUGGUUGGUUCUCUCCAACAGGCUGGCGUUUGAGAUGGUAUCGGGCCAUCUGAUUUUCAUGAUGUAUCUUAGGCACUUGUUGACGAGGGUCUGGAGUUUCUUGGUGGUCAUACUUGUCACUCUCCAAGUCUCAGAUCCAUAGAGGAGAACUGACUUAACAUUGGUGUUGAAUAUUCAGAUUUUAUUCUUGAGGAGAUGGAGGACUUUUCAAAAGUUGUAGAAGCUGAAGUAGAUGAAGUUAAUGUGGGAGGAGGUGAGCAGCUUGUGGAGUAGUUAUCAUCCAUUUAUCAUUAUCGUGGUGAACUGCUCAAUAUAUCAUGAUAUUGAUUUAAGGCCAAAUCACAGUCCUAGAUCCAUAUGCAUAUUUGCAGUGGAAUGCAUCAUUUUAAAGGCUGCAACUCCGGGACUCACUUAUCAUCUCAGCACACAGAUAGACAAUCGAUCUACUGUUAUGUGCUUGGGUUUAAGAUGGAGUUUAGCAAACAUUUGAGCUUCCAUCUCAAUUUUAAAGGUGGAUUGUGUAGAAUUUAGGGGGGGGGUUUUUAUAAAGAAAUGGACUGUAUUAUGCAGAAGUGUGUUAAAAAUUCAUUUAGAGAUACUGCUAAUGUUUGGCCAGAAUGAUUACAGUCAAUAUCUAUUUUGACUUAUUGUCCUCCAAAUGUGCUAUUUAGAGUUGGCAAACAAUUAGCCACAUAAUGCUGUUUUGAUGGGGGAUACCACACGUCUCAGCUUUUUGCACAGUCUCAUCAGAGCCUCUAUAUUAAAUAACGAUGUGGUGCUGAGGUGUUAAAACUUAAGAGAUGAUUAAACAAGACCUUCCACAUUUCUCAUUUUGGCAGGGACAGCUGGAUACUCACCGUUAAUCCAAGCUCAUGCUGCAAAAAAAAAAAAAACAGGCAGAGGAUUAAAGCAGGUGUGAUAAAAGACGAAGGGGGUACAGGGUUGGCUCCUAGAUCAUUAACCUGUUAUAAGAUUUCUUUCGCCCUGUCUUGCCUUUGUUGAGAGAGUGAAACUGACAAAGAAGGGAAUGGGGAAUGACAAGUAGCUUUGGGCUAAACAGAACCGGCGCUCUGAGGACGAGGGUCACUGUACAUUACAUGCAAUCUAAACUAGAGGUAUGAAGAGAUGAACUUUUUUUCAUAUUAUCUAGUCAUUUCACUUAACUAAGAUAAGUGGCGGCAAAUAAGCGAAUGUUUAAGAAUCACACAAAGCAGGAAAUCACAGUCAAGCUUCUCAGAUAGUCAAUCAAGGCACGGCAGCACAGUCAGAAUCAGUGGGCCACUCUGAAGGAAAGAAAAAAAAAAAAAAAGGAAGAUGUCGUUCAGGCCAGGGAGGGAGAGAGCGAUAUCCAUACAUCAGUUAGUGUAGCUGAAGCUGGGGGAGUAAUUUAUGCUCAGCCUGUAGGAAGGAGAGAGUGAUGGGCCUCUAAAGGGCCGGCCCUUAUCUGUGACCUCGUCUGGCGCUGCCUUUCCACACACACACGCACAAACCCACACACAAUCUCGCGCGGUCUUAUGAUUGACGGCACACACUGACAGUCAUAUUUGGAGGAGCGAGUGUGUGCUUUGACAAAUGGACACGUACACAUAUACAGGCACAGCAGCUUCCGUGAUUUAAAGACCCUUCACAUGUAUACACCCACACAAACUCUGAGGUAGGAAGCAAGUUGGGGAGACGCGUUCAUGCAGACGCACACACGCACACACAGAUUGCUGCAGGGACACACAGCAAUGAUUGGUAUGUGUGGCGCUCAUCUCAACCCCUUUCUUUAUCUGACAGGGAUGAAAUUCACAGUCACGAUCGCAGUUAAGCGUUUGAGUGGGUGUGUGUUUUGUGUCAUACGUGUAUGUCCAGAAGUGUGUGUGUGUGUGUGCGCAUGCGCGCGUGUGUGUAAUAGAUGCUCAUGUUUGUAGCUUUUUUGCAGUCUGUAAUUUUUUGCGUUGUGCGUGCAUGUGUGUGUGUGUGUAGACUGUAGCUGCCUGUUGUAACAUCUGUGUGAGUGUGCCUGACUAUCAACCCCUUUGUUUGGAUAUUGUGUAUGUGUGUUUCUGUAUCUGUGCGUGUCAGCGGCACGCGUUGGUAAGCGUGUGUGUGCAUCCUGUGUGUGUGUAUGUGUGUGUGUGCUUUCUUCUCGCACAGUGUGAGUGGGUGCGGAGAGUCGCUAGUUCUAUUAGAGAGUUGAAAUUGAAGGGGAUGUGUGGAAACGAGUGUCGAGGAGCAUUCAUGUCUGGGCCCAUUGUGCAGCGCCAGUCCCUCCCCCUCCUCCUCCCCCUCCUCCUCCCCCUCCUCCUCCUCUUCCUCCCCCCUCUCCACCUCUGUCUCUAUUUCCCUCUCUUUCUUUCCUUCUCUCUUUCUCUCUCUCACCCUCACACAUUCAAUUGCUCCCUCUUGAUCACUCUGUCCUACUCAAUUCAAAAAAUGCCUCUCAGCUCUGUCUGUUCACUCUCUUGUCUCUCCUCUUUGUCUUUCUGUUUUCUCUGUUUUGUCUUUUGUGAGGAAAAGCAAGGUUGAGCUGUAGAUCGUACUGGGAAUACGUUGAAAGAAGCCACAUUGUUACUGGGUCGUCUUUGUCUUUCUUUUGUUAUCCCUCCUGUACAUUUAGUCGUGACCGUGUGUCUGUCUACUAUAGAACUCGCGUGUCUGUGUUUGUCUGCCUUUAAAUACACUGUGUGUGCUUUUGUUGUGUGUCCUUAGACAUAUUGUCUUGUCAAGCAUUUGUCGUCGCUUAAACUAAACCGAAGUUUCAGCCCCUGAUGAUUUAAUUUGAUUUGCGUAGAAUUGACCUCCACGCCGCAUCAUAUUGAGAGUUUGUGGUUCUUCCCACUCAGCAUUUUUUGGUCUAAAUUAAAAGAGGUCUAACAGACGUCUAAAUGUAGCCUAGACAACUGGUCUAAAAUCAGGCUACCACAGGUCUAAAAAUGACAGUUUUUUAGACGUCUAAAGCAGUGGUUCUCAAGUCCAGUCCUCGAGGCCCACCGUCCUGCAUGUUUUGGAUGUUUCCCUGCUCCAACACACCUGAUUCAAAUGAUCAGCUCGUUAUUAAGCUCUGUAAAGGCUUAAUAACGAGCUGAUCAUUGGAAUCAGGUGUGUUGGAGCAGGGACACAUCCAAAACAUGAAGGACAGGGGGGGCUCGAGGACUGGACUUGAGAACCACUGAUCUAAAUAUAGACCAAGUUUAGACUAAAUUUAAAUCUGGGCUCCAAAUGGUCCAAUCCAUCGACAUCAUUUACAUUUCAUUUUAGUGAUUCCCUUAACGAUUCCUUUCUUCCGGGUGCUUUGGAAAACGGUCUUGUGAGAGGAAGUUUUCGCGAUGGAGAACAGAGACUUUGAGGAAAAAAACAUGGUGGAUGGUACGAAAAGUAGGCAGAAACAAUCCCAAGCGUGGCUUCAUUUUACUAAGAAAGACGACAACGAGUUUUGUAUGGGAGUUUUGAGUUUGUGUAGCGUGGACUAACCCAACCAGAAAAACCCUCAAAAUUUUGCGAAUGACUCCACCCGGUGUAGCUGUGUCCUCUUUUAGGAGAUCUAGAGUAUGGUUACCCUAAUUUGACUUAAUACCGAUCAAAUAAAUGUUCUACGAAUAGUUUGUCGUUUAAUUAUUUUUAGGAUACAUUUUUUUCUGUUAUCAAAGACUUCAUAAAAUUUUGAGUUAACAUUAAAAACCUAUAGUCUACUUUUUUUUUAAUCAAAGAAAGGCAUUGACAAGGGAAUCAUUAAAGAAUUGAAUUGAGAAGCAGAAUCUUAACGGCAUCGAUAUCAAUAAAAUCGUAUCAAUUCCCAUCCUUACAGCUCUCAUAAUUCUUUUAGUUAAGUACUUGGUGUCACAGUGUCGCAGGUUCAACAUCUGAAAAAACAAUAUGGCCUUUCCUACUCUUUUUCUUUUUCUUUUUCUUUUUCUUUUUUUUUGGCAAAUUUUAGCAGAUUAAUUUCCAUUCAUCAAAUGUUCCUAGCCCGGUGGUUCGAUCAUCAGCCUCCUCCAGAGAGGCUUUGUUCUUGAGGUGGUCAGUCUUGACUCAUUUUCAACCUGCAGCUCACUGCUACGUGCCUUUAACCUGAUUUCAUACUUACAAAGUCCAGUAAUUAACAGUAAAAAAAUAAGAAGUACAAACAGUAAUUUUGAAAAAUGACUCUUAAAAUGUUCUUGAUCAUUUUCUACGAAUACAUCUUGGAUAUGUGAGGGCCACAAUUUGUAACUGUAAUAAGAUUCAAGCUCAUUUUUUACCAAAUGAAAGGGCAGGGAAUGUUGGAUUUUUAGUUUAUAUAAACGAUGCUCAUGUAUCAUGUCCCAUUUUACUCACAGCAGGAAGCAGUAACACAAAACAUUCACCCCAGGACAAAAGCAGGACACCCUGAGGAAGUCUGUGAAAUGUUGGGUUUGUUUAGGGUGCUGUCCUUGCUUCCUAUAAACACACAGACUUAAACAAAUUUUUGUCUCUGCAUUUGCUUUCAUUCCAAAGACACCUUCAUUAGUGAUGAAUGUAGUCUUUUUCAGAUGCUUGAUUUACAUCUUCAGUCUUUUGCAGUCUCUUUGUGUAAUGCUUGCAUUAUUUGCCUGCAGAAAAUGUUUUUUUUCUGUUUUCUAGCAGCACCUCACAAAAGCCAGAAAGAAGCGGUGAUAUCCAAAAGCGAGUCAAAAGGAAGAAAAAGCAUUUAGACAGAAAAAAAGCUGAGGGAGAGAGAGAGAGACAGGGAGGAGGAUAAUAGAAAGCACAGAUAAAAGAAGAGACAGAAGCUGAGUUAGAAAAAAGAUGGCAUAAAGGGCACUGAAAAGAGGAAGAGGCGUAGUUAGCAUGGAGCAAGUCCCGCAGAGACAUUUUAGAGAGACAUUUUAGAGAUGUCAGGGUGUGUGUGUGUGUGUGUGUGUGUGUGUGUGUGUGUGUGUGUGUGUGUGUGUGUGUGAAAUGAUGAGCAGAUAGGAGUGAAGCGCUUGAUGGGGAGCUGUGCUCUGCAUGCUUAAUGACUGGUAGAGGGCCCCACGCUCCUCAUCGUGCCACGAAUUACACUCUAACACAAUUACCGCUGCUUUGCAUAUCUCAGAUGGAUUGGAUGAUUACCAACCAAAUGUGAGAAUAGACCUGAAUGUGAGAAAGAUAGGGAAAAGUGCAUGAUGAGGAAGAGGGGGAAGGUGUGUGUGUGUAUGUGUGUGUCUGUGCGUGUAUGUGUGACUGCUACCUCGCAUGUAUAUAUAUAUAUAUAUGUGUGUGUUUACUUACGUGUGUAUUCCUGAGUUUGAACCACUCUAAAGUAGGAGGAACUUGAUUAAUGAGGGCAAUAAUAGGGGUGUUAAAUGUCUAAUGUGUGCGUGGGUGAGGAGAGAUGUGUGUGCGCCUCAGUUUGGGAAGGUCAGUGUCGACGUUUCUCAUACCAAUGAACGCCUGCUCCAGUCUCCCUCUCUUUUAGCCCAAGCAUGCUCUCUACCACUUGCGGCAGAUUUCCACAUGAUCUUUUCAUGUGAAUAAGUUUAACAUCAGCUCAGUUGUGUGUUGUUUGCCAUGCGGUGUACAGGGGACACAAAAGCUGAUCAUGAUCAGUUGGAUCUGACUGGUUGAAUUUUUGCCAUGUCAGAAAUUUUGGUUUGCCAGCUGCACAGACCUGCUCAGUAACACAGAGGAGCCAUGAGGAGAUUCCCAAACUUCAAAGACUUUUUUCCCUGAUCCGGCCUUCGUGCCGUGGCACACAGCGUCUGAAAGCCCCAUGGCAUCACACUGUGUGAUAUGGACAACUGAAAUACUCAUUAAUACACUCUGAUCUAGGAGUGUCCUGAUACGAUACUGAUAUUGGAUAUCGGUCAGAUAUCAGCAAAAAUUCAAAUAUUGGGUUAUAUCGGCCUGCAUCUAAAAUCUCCGAUACAGGCAGUCCAUUCCAGUCUCUGCUCCGGCACCUCUAUCUAGUAGCGCACGGAUCCAGCAUGUAGAGCCACAGAAUCACAACAACAGUGUAUACCAAAGUAGCAAGGAGUAGGAGUGAUGUCGGCCAUGUGGCAGUGUUUUUCAUUAAAGUCAGAAAAGACGUGCAAAACUCGACAUGCAAAAGUUUGUGCUAAUAUCAGAUCAAUAUUGGUAAUGGACAAUACUGAAGGCUACAAUAUCAGUACCGUAUCGGAGGUAAAAAAGUUGUAUCGGGACACCCCGACUCAGAUCUUUAUGACCACCUUGUGCAAUACUGAACACCCAAUAGAAAAGCUCUAACCACAAAAGAAACUGACUUCUCAGUGUGUGUCUGUUCUUAAAGGGUUAGUCCAGAGAUAUCACAUGAUUGACCUAUAACAUAAAAAUCCCUUGAAAUGAUCAAACCAACAUUUUCUCAAUCUGACCAUGUCUGCAGACCAAAAGUGGUGUUCAUAUUUCUGCGACAUGACUUGACAAAUGUGAGAAGAAUCUUUGAAUGCAGAUCAGAAAUGAAGAGUACUAAUUUUUAAUUCAUUAUGUUCAUUUCUCUGAUAGUUUCAGUGCGUAUUCAAUCUGUAUUAUGCGAUAAACUAGACUGUCAUUUACCUAAAUUGAAACUUAUGGGUUGAAACUUUGGAAAAUAACAUAAACACAUGCUGAAUUGUAAGGAAUAAAAGGCCAGGCUUUGACAAGUCUGUCUGAAAGCAGAAAACAUAUUGUUCUGAACCUGACCAAAACAUUCAAGUGAGAGUGGUUUUCCAUUCCACUGCAAAUAAACCCAAAAGCCCUGUAAAUGUCACCCAUGUUGGGUGAUCAAUUAUUAUUCUUAAUCUCUAAAGUCAAAUGUGCCUCUACCCACGGCUCCCCCCAAAAUACAGAGCAUUAAAGGCUUUCCCCCUCUUAAGGUGUGAUGAGGUUAUCAGGGGUUAUCCUCUCUUUAACAAAGUCAUCUAUUUGUCAGUGCUGUUCAAACGAUUAUUCUUUAGUUUGGUUGUGUCUUUUGUUUUUUGUCUUUUGAAGCUGGCAAACCCACUCAACAGAUUGAGGUUAUGUGUUUGUAAAGUGGUGCUUGUUUCAAACUUUCCUGAAAAGUGAUGUGAUGAAAAUGUGUCAAAAUGUGAGUCUUACAGGUUUUUAAUAAUGAAACUCCUCUUCCUCUUCCACAGGCUGAGAUUGUCAAGAGAUUGAAUGGGAUCUGUGCACAAGUCCUCCCCUACCUGUCUCAGGAGGUUAGUGUGCACACACACACACACACAUACAUACUCACUAAUACACACACACUGACACGAAUACGUCACUGACCCUCAGACCUAUUCCUUACAUCCUGGAAUGAGAUCACGCUCAUUCCCGCCUCAUUACUCCUCCACCUCCGUGACCCCUCGCCCAGCGUCCCACCUCCACUUCUUUUUCCUCAACCUUUGUCCUCACAUCGUUCUUCAUCACUCUGCUCUGCUCCACCCCACUUUCACUUGAUCUCCCCCCACUCGCAAUACUCGAUCUGUCCUCCCAGUAUCCCCUUCCCCCUCUCUUUUUGACCUCCCCCAUGAAUCCCCUCCUUCCCUUUAUCCUUCCUCCUCCUCCCCCUCCACCUCCACCUACACCACCAACUCCUCCAUCCCACUCCUCUUUUCCUUUAUGUAUGUGUGUGUUUGUAUGUCAGGAUAAUAAAUGGUUGUGUGAUUCAGAUAAGCCAUGCUCUUAUCUGCCCACCAGGGCGUCGACCUCCACCCAUUACCGCACACCAGCCAACCAUCCAUUCACCGUGUCACACAAGGCUUUUGAGUGUGUGUGUGUGUGUGCGUGUGUGUGUGUGUGUGUGUGUGUAUAUAUGGCCGGAUUAAUAGAUGAAUUGCCGGAGGGUGGGCUGCAUCACCACUGAGGGUUGUCGGGUCUCUGAUGGGACUAUUGAUAUUGAUCUAACCUUUCCACCUCUCUCCCCCAAAACUCUCCUCCCCUUGUUUCUGUCUCGCUUCUAUUGUCUCCCUCACUUUGCUUUCAUCAACUUCACUCCCUCCCACCCUGGACCUCCUCCUCCUCCUCCUCCUCCUUCAUCCCUCGUGUCCAGCACCAGCAGCAGGUCCUGGCAGCCAUAGAGAGAGCCAAGCAGGUCACACCCCCAGAGAUGAACUCGAUCAUAAGGGUAUGACUCUUUUGUGAUCGCUAAAAGUGCAAUCAUUGAUAACUGCUAAUUCUGUUGUGUUUCCGAACAGCCUGUCUUGAGCGUCUUUGUGAUUUUAUCAGCAUCUGUGCUGUGAAAUUUAUCAAGUUAAGCCUGCCGUUAUCGUCACUAUUCAUUUGUGAAUCAAAUAUUGGGUAUCGCCCUUCAGGUUUUUGGUUUAAACAAUGCACAAUGGGAAGUCAAAGCUUCGGCCAAUAUUGAUUUCAAAAUGUUAAUUUGGUCCAUCUUUCAAAUUUCAGUAUUUUUAUACUUAUCUGUAUGACCAAAAUAAAGGAUUGAAUACAAUCAGAAUAAUGUGACAACUAAACUAAUCCAAACUACAAUAGUAUACUUUAUUAUUAAAGCUGCGUGUACUGACGGAUAAAUGGGAUGAUAUGAUCCAAUCUCCCAGUAUGGACCCAAUGUUGAAAAGAAGCAUGGCAACAGUAGUUAGCUAGUUCAUAUCAUUAUGUUUUAGGCAUGAGCCAAAAAGCCACAAUCCUUCAUCCUGUUAUUUACUCUAAUGAUAAUAAUACACUCUGUUAUUAUCAUCUUUGGACUUCUUCACUUGGUAACCACGUAAUUUCACCAGAGGUUCCAUAGAAACAAAAUGAUGGUUUCAUUUGAAUGCAAUGUCCAUCACUGUGAUGCAUGGUUUAAAGAGCAUAUACACAGACUGUUCACUGGACUAGAUGUGUUCCUCUCAGUACAGAGACACUUUUUCUCAAUCCUGUAUUCAUCAUUAUCCUACUUUGAGAGCCGUCAGUAUUAUUCUUCAAUUUUCAUGGACAGAAGCAGCCAAUGCAGACUUCUUCAAAAUUCAGUUUCUUUCAUCACACGUAGAGUUCAAAAACGGCAAACACUUUGAAGAUGGUUUUUCUUUAACAUCACAAUAAAAUGUAGGUGCAUCUCAUUGUGUUUUUAUGUUCGAUUAAGGUCCAUGUCCGUCUUCUGAUUUCCCAUCUUUGUUCUAUUUUCUUCUUUCCUGUUUGUUUUUCUUUUCAGAGAGGUAAACAUCUAAAAUUGCAUCAGUUAUAAAUAAGCUUUGUGUUCUGCAGAGUUUCCAUCUCCUAUAGAGGAUGCAUUUUAUCGAUGAUUUGUUCAUUGCAUCAGUCCUUCAGUGCUUGAUCUAUUCGCACUCUGUUUCAGGGAUGAGAGUAAACACUUUGUGAUGUGCGACUUUUGUGUUUUACAGAUGAGGUGUUUUCCUCAUUUUUUAAUUUUUUUUGUUACAGUGGUUUUUGUAACGCUUCCACCCUGCUGUGUCUAAGUAGUGUGUGAUUGUCUUUCAUGCAGCAGCAGCUCCAGGCUCACCAGCUGUCUCAGCUCCAGGGCCUGGCCCUACCCAUGACCCCUCUUCCACUGGGCCUGAGCCAACCGGCCCUCCCCGCUGUCACCACCUCCUCCGGUCUCUUCUCCCUCUCCUCCCUGCUGGCUUCCCAAGCCCAGCUGGCCAAGGAGGAGAAGGCGUCACGCGACGGAGUAGACAGCCACCGUGAGGAGGACGGAGACAAGUCUGAUUAGAUGGUGUCCCCGUUCCGCUCUGUUUUUAUUCCGAGACCUGAAUCCCAACAUCUGAUUCUCUUGUGGGCCUCCAGCCUCUCCCCUGGUAACCGUCUCUCUCUGUCUGAAGCCAGGGCUUCAGUCCCGUCACCACUGCUCCAGCUACAGACCCCAAAGCAAUUCCUGUUAUUGGGGGAGAUUUGACACCUGCUCCUCUUGUCGGACUUGUCUUGAUCUCUUAAUAUCUACCACGCUUGGUUUGUGUCUUUAUCUUACCCAGUAGGGUGACUUUAUUUCUUGUUUUUCCUGUGACUUUUUAUUUUCCCUUUUUUUUUAAAAUGUAUUUUGUUUUCAGCACUUUUUGCAGCUUCUGUUCUUUUCUCUCUAUUUCAUUUUUUCUCUGUUCUUAUUUUGAUUUAUUUCUUUUUGUGUGCUCUUUCACUCUCAGAAAUCUCUCCCCCAACUCUUUUGUUCUUUUUGAAAUCACUCCCUGUCAUGCAGGACUGAUCAGUGACACACCUCACCAUAGGUGUCCAAACAGGCUGAGUGUCACGCACAGUGAUUCCUGGGCAGGAUGUAAAACUCGACACAGACACAAAUCAAAAGUCCUGUGAACCUCAUUUUCCUCAGAAGAGCCCAGUAGAAUUAUAAUCUUUUGCAGUUCAGAUUGCAUGCAUUCAUUUUGAGGUAAGUUGGCUUUACGUUUCAAUAAUGGUUUGUUACUGAUCAGAGAAGCAUCAAAUUGUCGCCCUCAUGUCCCGGCCAAAGGAAAUAACCUCUUUAAACCUUCACACACACACCUCCUACUCAAAAGAGAGCAGAAACAUUGUAAUGAGAAGACAUCUCUUGUCGACAAACUUGAGAUUUUGUGUAUAAUCCUAAAUUCUAUGUCGAAAGGCACCACAGGAAAAGCUCCCUCCUAAAACAUGCUUCAUGCUGAGAGCUGUCUGAGGAGAUAAGAAACCCACCUAAGUCAGUAAUCCUGGUCCUCACCUGACCCUGCAAGGUACGUCAAGAUAAAUCCAACCUGGCACCUUCACUGACAGGCAGCAUUUUCAUCAGCAGCUAAAUGAGCAGAGCUGCCGCUUGACUCCUGUUCACUCCCACUAACUUUUUCAUCUUUUAAUGUGCAGUGAUACGAGAAAAGGCACAGAGAGGGGGGAGAGUGUGCAUGUUGUGUGUCGACAGCAGAGGGCAGUGUGUGUCCUCGCAGGGUGUAGGCUUGAGCAGAGCAGAGACGGGACAAUGACGGAGUAUAGGCUGUGUCACCAGAGGAAAAAGGGAUUUUUUAUCCACUCUGAUACAGAGACAAGGCCGACCAGACAUUAUUCUCAGCAUGUGGUCAGACUCUGUUUCUGUAAUGAUCCAGUUCUUGAGGAAUAGCUGUUUGAAGAGCGCCGCACAGAAACAUAACCAGGCCUGUGCUUUUGUUCUCACGUACAUUCAGAUUUGAAUACUGUAGGAAGACUUAGAUAAAGACCCGCAAUGCAUAUCACACUAAAUAUAUCCCACCUGGAGAUCAACACUAAGAUCUAACAAACUUCAAUCAGGACCCACUCAGCUUAAGCACAACCCCCUACAGCUACUCCCUUUGGAUUUACGGGCUCUGCUCACCUACUCCGCUGUUUUUAGCUCCUCCAUCAUGUUCGACUGUGCUGAAAACAAUGUCCUCACCAAACGGAGUCCUCCCGUUCCCAGUCUUUAAAACCUGUAUCGUGUUAUUGCAGCUCCCCAGGAUUGAUUUCAACAGGAGGCCGUUGUUACAGGCUAAUGCCUCUUUUAAUUACUUGGGGUUUAAUUACUUAAUGAUGAACUUUGGCUGACGUGAGGCAUCUAUGUAUGUUUGGCUCUCAGGCAAUCCAAUAAAUCAGGGCUUUCCCGGUUUCCCAGUCUGGGAAAGCUCUGAUUUCCCAGUACUAAUUACCACUCAAAGUGUGAGGAGAUGUCAGACAAGCACAGUUUAUAUUCACCCACAGAAGGGGUCUGAUCCAGCAAGCAACACAUGUGUGGACCGAGGCGUUUGUAGGAGCUGUAUCAGGUGUAAUUCUCAAUUUAAACAUCCUUUUUGCUACAUACUGAAAAUAACCUGUUAAAUUAUAGAUGGUUUGCAUACAUGAAGUGAGCCCUACUGGUCUGGCACUGUUGGUUUACAGAGAAAAUGUGAUGAUGGGAUCUGCAAAUGUAAACUGAUAGAGAGCCUGUGUUUUAUAGAAACUCCCCACAAAUACACACGACCCUCUUUAGCCUAAUUUCUCUGUGUUAUGAUGAUUUGAUAGAAAAAGCUUCACUCCACGUCAACACAAACCUUGAUUUACAAAAGUACACCCAGAAUGAAUACAGACAGGUCUACGAAUGGACUCCUCAUGUUGUGUGUAUGUAUGUGAAAACACUCUAAGUGUGUGUACAAACAGCUGUACAGGUUCGGUUGUUGCUGGCUGGCAGAGAUUGAGCACGUUUCUGUUCUUUCGGUAACUAAAAGCUAACACGCUAUUCUGCUUGUGAAUUACGCUCGCAGCACAUUGUUCUCCCAUCUAGCCACACACUGUAUGUAACUAGCUACAUACUAUACUUGUUGUAGUUAUACGCAAGAGUGUGUAGAGGAAGUGAGGCACACACAUUCACACAAACCUGCACACACAUUAGUGCAUGACUGCAGGGGAAGCGAGAUCAAUUUCUCUCUGGUGGAGACAUUUUUCAAAAAGUGUUUAGUCCAAACUUUCUGUGAUCAAUGCACUUGUUUUAUGUUUUUUAUUUCUUUUCUUUUGUUUUGAAGUAUUAAUCGCUAUGAGCUAGAAUGAGAAUUACAAAGCCGGUGUUAUAAACAAAUAAAAUUCUAUGUAUUUGUUAAAGUAGUUGGAGACGCUCGCCUCCGUAUACAGUUAUACAUAGAAAGCUUUAUAUGUAAAUAGCUGCAUCUUUUCUUGUCUGUCCUGGAUGAUUCUCGUGCUAUUGUGUUACAAAAACUGAUGUGACACCAGGGGGGAACUGCAGUACAUUGACCUUUUAACAUUUUCUCUCUCCUUUAAUCCCAGUUUCUCCAAUCCUACAUCCCACUUCUUUGCCCCCAUAGCGUGAAGCAUUGUAAGCAUUUUGAGCUUUGUAAAGGUCUUUUUUUAAAUACUUAUUUUGUGCAUAAUGUAAAACCUGAAAGUGUGUACUUUGGAAGAAAAAAUGUUUUGUGUCUGAAAUCAUUGCUUCAUUGAAACAAACAAACAAAAAAAAAGAAACUAUUAAAAAAAGUUACAUUUACUAUAAAUAAUAUGAAAUGUUCUGCAGUAAGGAAGGACUUCUGGUGCCUUACAAAUAAAGUCAAUCAAACCAUAAGAAACUCUCCUGCUCCUCUGUCACCC